AUUCAAAUAAAUCUAGAAUUAGAAAAACUUAUAAUAUUUUAUAUAAGAUAUAGAGCUUAUAAAUAUAAAGUUAUUCUAUUAGUAGCUCUUUUUGAACUAAGUAUCCUAUUAAAAUAUAUAAAUAAUAUUUUCUUUAAUUACCUUAAUAUCUUUUAUAUAGCUUAUUUAAAUAAUAUCCUAAUUUACUCGAAUAAUUCCCUAGAAUAUAAAAACUAUAUAUAA
Molecule: messenger RNA, 222 nt
Organism: Hyaloscypha bicolor E
Lineage: Eukaryota; Fungi; Ascomycota; Leotiomycetes; Helotiales; Hyaloscyphaceae
Exons: 3
Source: RefSeq, a predicted model, not a curated record